UUUCUCCUCAGGAAUGUCACUGGUAGUCACCACAGUGUGUCUUUAUUUUAUCCCUUUCUGCAAGACAGCAGUGUUACUGAUUGUCAUGAUGUCGGUCAUGGGUGUUUCAUUUAGCAUUCUGGAUACAGGUGGUAACGUCCUCAUCUUGGCUAUUUGGGGGGAUGAAGGAGCCCCACACAUGCAGGCCUUACACUUCAGUUUUGCCUUGGGUGCCUUUCUGGCUCCAAUUCUGGCUAAAUUGGCACUGGGUACCUCAGUGUCUGCUGAAAACCACACAGAGCCUGCCUUUCAGUCUCCAGCCACCAACGGAUCAUCUGAAGCUGACUCAGCCCCUCUGUUUGGAUUGCCUGAUGACAUGAAUCUACUCUGGGCUUAUGCUUCUACCAGCACUUAUAUUUUCAUAGUGUCUCUCUUUCUGUUUGCUUUGUUUUUCAAGAAAAGCUCAAGGCAGGAAAAAUCAAAACCAUCUGCUCAGGGAUAUCGAAGAGCUGAAUAUCACAAGACCCUUCUCUGCCUCCUUUUCUUGUUCUUUUUUUUUUACGUUGGAGGAGAGGUAACAUAUGGCUCUUAUGUUUUCUCCUUUGCCACCACCCAUGCUGGCAUGGAAGAACAUGAAGCAGCUGGGUUGAACUCCAUCUUCUGGGGGACCUUUGCAGCCUGCAGAGGCCUGGCGAUCUUCUUUGCUGCAUGUCUACAGCCGGGCACCAUGAUUGUGUUGAGCAACAUUGGCAGCCUGGCUUCAUCUUUAUUUCUGGUGCUUUUCAACAAGAGUCCACUCUGUCUCUGGAUUGCCACUUCGGUGUAUGGGGCCUCAAUGGCAGCGACGUUUCCCAGUGGUGUUUCCUGGAUUGAGCAAUACACGACCAUAAGUGGGAAAUCUGCUGCAUUUAUUCUAACCGGUGGUGCCCUGGGACAAAUGGCUAUUCCUGCAGUAGUAGGUGUGGUUCAAGGACAAUACCUGGAUUUGCCAGUAGUUCUGUACUCCUGUUUGGGGGCAGCACUAUUCACUGCUCUUAUAUUUCCUGUGAUGUAUAAAGUAGCCACCUUGCCUCUGGAUCGCCAGCGAAAAGAAGACAUCAAGAAUAAGAAACAGAAAGCUUUGCCCUAUAGUCCUGGGAUAUGAAGAAGAGAAUGAAGGGAAGAAGAGCAAAAAUGGAAUAAAAUAGAUUUUGAAGUGGUUGAAAUGAAUGAUACAACAAGGCAUAUUAUCAUAGAGACAUCUGGAAAUAUUCUGUUAUCUCCAACCAGUUCCUCUCAAGUGCACUAAUUUUUUUCUCUGUUCAUCUACUUUAUUGCAGUUAGCUCUCAAUUUAAAAGUUCACCAAUACACCAGUUGAACAAAAGUAAAGAUUAUAAAUUAUUCUUCUUUCAGGAAAAUAAAACAUACUGUGAUUUUCCAAAGCCAAAUGUCAGUCUAAGAUUUAGAACAAAGGAUAAUUGUGAAACUUGUAAAGGAAAAAACAAUCACUCAUGAUGACCACAUGAGAAAAUCUUAAAGAAAUUCUAUUUCUCACAGACAUUGUCUUCUCUAAAUUAAUAAAAUUUAUUUUAACAUAAACUGUAUUUUAAAAUCUAGAAACAACUUUAAGUACCAAAACAUAAUGCUCUAAGGCCACUUUCACAGCUUUUUUUGUUUGUUUGUUUGCUUGCUUGCUUUAAAUGCCAUACAAACAAAUUAAUGAACAUUUGACCAAAUAUCAAAUGCACCAAUGUUUGAGUCUUAUCCAGUUACACUAGUGUUUCUCCUCAGAAUCGUCUUGCCAGAACCAAAAUAAAAGGUACUAACAGAGAAGACAGAUUACUUACUGACUUUAUUGAAUUAUCUCCAUCUCCAAAGAGAAAAGUCAGAAGACAGCAUAAGCCUAUUUCCAGUCUGCUUUGGAGAUAAAACUUUCCAGAUUCAUUUAUAAGAAAUGCUAAAAAAAAAAAAGUUUUUGAGAUGUGCUAUUCUGAGUCUUCUAUAAUCUGCCAAGUGAUCUCAUAAACACAUAGAUCGUGUUGUGCAACUAGUGUUGGGUAUGAGUCUGAUUAGAUAAUAUUUUACAAUUUCCAACUUCCAGACCAUGUGAACAAGCCAUUUGUCUUUGAGAACUUGAGUGUUGUUUAAUAGAGCAAAACCAGAGGUGUGGAUUGAAUUUUCUAAGAAAAUUAUUAGGCAUAUAUACUGUGCCUGGAAGUUAAGGGGAGUACUUUCAUGAAAUAAUUCCUUAGAAAUAGACAUUUAGAAAAAAAUAAUUCUUUAUUUGUAGUUUCAGACCAAAGAAUAUUAAUGCAUCACUUGAUUUUUUUAUUUGUUAAAAAAAGCACA
Molecule: messenger RNA, 2308 nt
Organism: Ictidomys tridecemlineatus (thirteen-lined ground squirrel)
Lineage: Eukaryota; Metazoa; Chordata; Mammalia; Rodentia; Sciuridae
Source: RefSeq, a predicted model, not a curated record